Messenger RNA from Hemiscyllium ocellatum (epaulette shark), 2704 nucleotides. RefSeq names its product aarF domain containing kinase 2 (gene adck2). NCBI's taxonomy places the organism in Eukaryota, Metazoa, Chordata, Chondrichthyes, Orectolobiformes, Hemiscylliidae. The coding region runs from base 431 to 2302 and encodes 623 amino acids. Gene Ontology annotation, cellular component: mitochondrion. The record is from RefSeq and is a predicted model, not a curated record. The transcript is spliced from 8 exons.
UUUUGUUCAUUGUCACUGAGAGAGGAUCGGCUGGGCUCGGCUCGGCUCGGCUCUGCUCGGCUCUGCUCGGCUGGGCGAGCGCUGGGGGAUCUCCAGGUCCAGCCAGGAGGGAAUUCCUGAUCUGGAAUGACAGUGUGGAAGGACCAGGAAAAGAAAGAGGAGAGGAUUGCACCCUCUAAGAGACAAGGUGCUGGUAAGACAGCAGCCUGGGAGAAUCAUCGCGUGAAUCUGCUGCAUUCCCCCCUGGCAAUGAAGAGACUGGCUGCUGUGAGAUUGAGACUGCAGUUUGGUGUUUUUAACUGAAGUGCAAGACAAAGCAACAUUUUUUGCAGGUGUGCAUUGGACCACAUGGAAGAUAAGGGUAGAAAUUAGCCUGGCUUUCCCAGGUUCAACAUCUGUAAAUCUUGUCUGGUUUCUGUAUCCCUUCACUAUGAUGGCUGCAUUUUCCUUCAGUUGCAGGAUACGUUCAGUGAUGUUCAAACCUAUGUCGAACAUCACUGUCUUGAUAUCAGGCAAACCUGCUUUGAAAGCGUCUUUCAGACUGAAGUAUUUCCCCAAACUUACUCUUGCUUACUUAGGUCUGGGAGCUUCAUCGGUUGCAAAUUCCCAGAAGGCGGUCACUAUGGAAGCAAAAGUGUUACAUUGGCCAAAUUCAAAGGCUAAACACUCAUUUUUGAAAGAUCUAUUCUGGAAGCUUCGUUUAACUGUUCAAGUGGCUGUUCGAGCUGUGGUUCUGCUGUUGAGGUUUGGACCUUUGUUGCUGCUGUAUCCAGUUUGUCUUGCAUCUUCCAGUUUUGGUACUUUCUGGUGUAAUUUGCUUUUGAGAUCCAUUGAGGCUGCUGGUCCUACUUACAUUAAACUUGGUCAGUGGCUCAGCACCAGGAGGGAUCUCUUCUCAGCAGAGUUCUGUGAUAAGCUCUCCAGACUUCAUGUCCAUGCUGUACCACAUCCAUGGCACUACACAGAAUAUAGUAUGAAAAGGGCCUUUGGAGAGGGCUGGAGUAAUAUAUUUCAGUUUGAAAAUAAGAAACCUAUCAGAUCAGGCUGCAUUGCUCAAGUCUACAGAGCUUACACUGAUCCAAGGAACAUUAAUAACUCUGAAUUUCAGAAACUUGUUGAAAGUUUUGAAAAAGAGGACCACUUUGAAGCCUGGGAGGUAUUUGGGCUUCAAGGCAUAUUUCAUUACAUAUUUGGUAAAAAACAGAAUGAAUUUCAAGAUCAGACCAAGAAAGUUGACCAUAAUGACCCAGAAAAUGGAGUUGAAACUGCUGAGGAAUCUGCUGGAAUACCAGAACUGGAGGAUAGAAAGGCAUACAUUCACCCUGAACCAAUAACGCUCAUUCCAGUGGCUAUCAAGGUGAUGCAUCCUGGGAUAGCCCAUCGAGUCAAUAUGGAUCUGAUGCUGAUGAAAGCAGCAACAUGGGUUCUCAAUCUCCUGCCAGGUCUAAAGUGGCUGAGGUUGACUGAAGUAAUAGGAGAAUUUGAAGAGGUCAUGAAACGAUUGAUUGACUUGCGCCAUGAAGCAAAGAAUAUGGAGAAGUUCCGAGAGAAUUUUCAGAAUAUGGAAUCAGUCAAGUUUCCAAUACCCCUCAGGCCGUUUGUCACAAGAACAAUUCUGGUUGAAACAUUUGAGGAGAAUGAACCCAUCUCAAUGUACUUGGCAAAGGAUGUACCUUACGUACUGAAACAGAAGUUGGCAAGAGUUGGGGUGGAGAUGCUGCUGAAGAUGGUGUUUGUGGAUAACUUUAUUCAUGGAGACCUUCACUCUAGAAAUAUUUCCAUCCAGGGGGCUAAUCAAUUUCAUUUACAAAAUGAUGACAAGACGACGAUUGUAGACUUAUGUGAUACGCUAAUUGUUAAUGUGCAUCAUUCCCAAUGCCCAUUAAAGCUUAUUCUUCUAGAUACUGGCAUUGUUACUGAACUCCAUCCAUCUGACGUGCAUAAUUUCAAGGCUGUCUUCACCGCUUUAAUUGAAGGGCAGGGAGAACAAGUUGCAGAAUUACUCCUGACUCGGUCCAGAGCCAAUGAAUGUCCGGACAUACAACUUUUUAAAUCUGAAAUAAAAAAUCUCCUCAGUGAAGCCAGGAAGAAGACAAAUUCUCUGGGAGAGCUCCAUGUUGCAGGUUUACUGUCUCAGGUUUUGGAGACACUGUUUGCACACAAGGUCAAGGUGGAAAGUAACCUGGUCUCCAUCAUUUUUGCUUUCAUGGUCUUGGAGAGCCUUAGUCAUUCUCUGGAUCCCAAGCUGGACUUUCUGGAAGUGGCCAGACCUGUGCUACUGAAGGACACCCAAAAUUUGUAAUGAUGUUCUCAAACUGUGGCAUUGCAUUAUGACCACCCUUACUCAUGAAAGGAGAGAGAGAGCACCUUUGACCAGAGAUCUGCACCUAUUCAACUUUGACCAAUGCAAGAGUGGAGAUUUAACUACAGGAUGAUGCCUAGUCCAAUAAAAAUCCAUUUGUGGAGUUAUUUGUGUUUUAAUCAGACUGUUGAGCCCUUGUAAAAGUGUAAACAAAAUGAAAAUGCAAGAUUGUGUGUGUACAAAUAGACUUCUUGGAUAUAUUGAUUUUAUUAUACUGCACCAACAAACUGAACAAAUGUAGCUUUCAAUGGUGGUGAUUUGAAUCAGGGAGUUGGGGAGGGGGUUAAGAUGUUGGUACAGUGCAUACCAUGCUGCAGAACUUUGUACAACAACCUAAUAAAA